CAUACCUGCUGCUAGAGCUCUCCGUUAGCAGCAGGUAAAGAGUUAUUGUUUAUUAUAUUUAAAGUUAAAGCUGCUGAGUUUCGGUUUCCUGGAGCUCAACAUGGAGGCAGAGAGUUUGGAGCAUGUUGGAGUUUCUGAGGAGAAACCUUCAUCUCUGCAGCAGGAGGAAGAGGAGCUGGAGCUGCAGCUGGCGGGAAUGACUGUGGAAGAGCUGCUUCAGAGGGACCAGGAGGUGCAGACGGAGCGCUGGGCCAGGGACUCGGGCGUGGACACGGACCCGGACUGGGAGAGUCAGGUAGCGGCUCUGUUUGAGUGCAGCUCGUCUCUGUCGGAGAAGUACGACAGUCUGAUGAAGCAGCAGGAUCAGGACGAGGUCACUCACGACAAACACAAGCAGCAGCUGCAGAAGAGGAAGGAGGACGCGACCCGGCAGCACCAGGGUCUUCUGGACAAACUGGAGUCUCUGCGAGUUAAACUGCAGCUCAACAACUCGAAAGCAACGAGGAAAAACUUCCUGUCCAAGAAACAGGAAAUGAUGACGGAGAAGAGCCGAGUCGAGGAGGACAGGAACAGGCUGGCGAAGGAGAUGGAGGAGAGCGACAGGAAGCUGAAGGAGCUCACGGACGAGCAGAACGAGGAGCAGCGGCGGUGGAAGACGGAGCUGGAGGAGCUGAGGAAGGAGAUGGAGCGCGUGAGGAAGGAGGCGCAGGAAGCCGAGCUGCUGGCCUUACAGGAGGAGAUCACCGCCGUGGAGACGCAGAAGGAGGUCGCUAUGAGCCGCAUCGAGGCCUGGCUCAGAGAGGUGAAUCAGUACCUGAACACUCUCAGGGUCGAGUUCCCGCAGCAGUUUUCCCAGGAGAGGCUCAAUUGGGAGAAGAAGGAGGCGGCGGUCCGGAGGAGCCAGGAAGAGCUACAGAGACGCUUCCAGGAAGUACUGCAGCAGCUGCAGCAGGGCCGAGAGCUGGAGACCCUCCCCAGGAUCAACGUCCCCGCCCUGCCACAGGUCCCCAUGGCCGACCUGAGAUUCAAUCAGCUGAUGCAUUCCCUGAUUCGUCCUCAGUUCGCCCCCCCUCAUCCGAACCGGCCCCUCCACCCCCAGAGACACCCUCACUACUACCCGCCCCCCAAUCACCCCCACUUCGCCCACCCCCAGUUCCACCAGCGCUACCACCACCCCCCGCCCCCUCACCAGUACCCGCCCCAGCAGCAGCAGUUCCCACAGUUGCCCCCCCAACCUCAGUACCACAUCAGAGGAGCAGUGAGGGGUCCGAUGACUCCUCCUCCCACUCAUUCUCCCUCUCCUCCCGUUCAGCCCAUCCAACCCGUCGGCCCCUCUCCGCCCCCCCCGGCCGCCGCUGCUGCCCCUCCCUCAGCCUCCACCGGUAAGCUUGACAAAGUCCUGGAGCGGCUGGGGGCUUGCUACCCACAAUGCAACAGGUCCCAGCUGACGUCGCUGCUGCAGCAGGUGAAGAGCUCUCGCGGCACGCUGGCCGGCAUGUCGAUGGAGGACGUGAUCGAGCAGGUCGGCUUCAAGAUGAUGCAGAACGAGCGCUCGGCCCCGGGGCCAAUCAGCCGGCCCGCGCCCCUCGGCCCCAUCCAGAGGCCGACGCCCCCGCCUCAGAGGGCAGCAGCGGCACCGGCGAUGGGAGGGGUGGGAGUAGUCGGCGGGGGGGUGGGAGUGGUCGGCGGGGGGCAGAAACCGUGCUUGAUGUGUCAGAACCGCGUGGAUCCAGAGAGCCGAUACCCUCUGAGCUGCUCUCACACGGUGCACAGAGACUGCAUCAAGGUCUGGAUGCAGUCCAGCAAGAACAACUCCUGCCCCUUCUGCCCCGCCAAGUGACCCCAAGUUACCCCAAACAGGCGGGAAGCAACACACAAACAUUGAAUUAUAGGUUAUUUGGGGGGUUUUUGUUGUUUUUCUAAUAUGACGGGUUUCCAGAUGUUCCUCAUUCAGUAUUUAAGCUGACUGAUAUUAUUCAUGGUUUAAAAGGUGUAAAGUAAAUCAUUUAAUCAGACUGAAGACACUCGGAGGGGCAGUCAGCGCCUCCUGGGGAUAUUUUUUUAUAAUCAUUCUGUGUGUUGAUGUUUUCAUUACACUGUGAACUGUAGCAAACAGCUGUUGUUAGUGUCAAUGGGCCUUAAUAAACAUGUUG
Molecule: messenger RNA, 2153 nt
Organism: Scomber japonicus (chub mackerel)
Lineage: Eukaryota; Metazoa; Chordata; Actinopteri; Scombriformes; Scombridae
Gene: rnf214
Product: ring finger protein 214
Exons: 6
Coding region: 101-1840 (579 amino acids)
Molecular function (GO): ubiquitin-protein transferase activity
Source: RefSeq, a predicted model, not a curated record